Messenger RNA from Aspergillus glaucus CBS 516.65, 690 nucleotides. RefSeq lists its product as uncharacterized. The coding region runs from base 182 to 532 and encodes 116 amino acids. Lineage: Eukaryota; Fungi; Ascomycota; Eurotiomycetes; Eurotiales; Aspergillaceae. The record is from RefSeq and is a predicted model, not a curated record. The transcript has a single exon.
CCCCGGUGUGCGGAGUACUCCGUACAUGACCGAUUUAUUCGCGAAGCACGCCGAUGGACGAAGACUCAUCACUUUCUACUACCGUUAUUAGAAACCAAUGAUUCGUCUCCCACAAAACCCAGUACCAACCGAUCCUCCUCUGCUUAUCUUUUAUCCUCUUCCUCAUUGAAUCCUCCAAACCAUGCCAGGCCCAUCAUCCGAAACCAGAACUUUUCUCACAACGCUCCUCUCCAACAACAACGAUAUCAACACCCUCGCCUGGACAACAACCCUCAGCACCACAAUAUCAACCGCUAUAGUCUGGUUCUUUGCGAAAUGGAUCCAUCCGAUAUCUAGCGUUAUCUUGGCGAUUUGGUUGCUGGCGCAUUAUGUGUUGGAUUUGGUGGGUAUUUAUUUUGCUGUUGCUGGGAUAGGUGGGCAUGGGGAUAGGGAUGUGGCCAGUGGGCUUGGAGGGGGUGGGUGUUGUGAUAGAGGUUGUUUGUUUUCUGGGUGGGUUGGGGGUUGUUAUUGGAGGAGGGGUGGGAUGGGAUGAGUGGCUCACGCUUGAUGUAGGUUAGAUGUGUGUUCUUAGUGUAUGCUUCAGGGCUGCGUGUUAUUCAGCAAAUACACCCUUCCCUGCACGCCAACUACCUGAACCUCAGUCCCUGCAAACCUCUCUUCAUCUCCUUCUAAACCAGCAUUCUCCCUCUC